UCUGUCCCUUCUCCCACUUUCCUUCUUUUUCUUCCCUCUCCCUUCUCCCUCUUUCGUCUCUCCCUCUUCCCCCCCCCCCCAAGAACUGACAAAGAGCAAGGACGGAAACUAAAAACAAGAGAGUCGGAGAGAUACGCAAAAUAGAGAGACUUAGAGGAGAGAGACACAGAGAAGAGACCUUGAGACAAACACAAAGACCAAGAGAGAUUAAAGAGAGGAAAAGAGAGAAAGAAGAGAUACCUGCAGAGACACAGGGACAGCAGAAACAGAAAAAGUUAUUCUGAGUCAGUGACAGAACCUAAAAAAGAUAGAGACCAGAGAGAGAGAGAGUUAGAGACAGGCGGGGAACUGUGAAAACCAGGGCUCUUGGGGAGGGGCGAGUUUGGAGGAGCUAGGCACCCCAGAGGGAGGGUCUUCCAAGGGACAGCACACAAGGCGACUCUGAGAUGGAGAAUGGGGAGCAAGAGACCCUUGAAGAUGGGGACUUGGAGGAGGACACAGCCUUGGCCCUUCAGCGUCUUGUUGAUCUUACAGCCAGUAUGGUGACUCCUGUUCGGACCCUGAGGUCUCGCUACCGACUGGUCCAGGAGUUGGGUGCUGGCACCUAUGGUCGCGUCCUCCUGGCAAGGCCCCGUCGAGGGGGUCCCCCUGUUGCCCUGAAGCUGCUCCCACGGGCCUCUGCAUCCUGGACCACUUUCCUUCGGGAGUUCUGUGUGGGUCGCUGUGUGUCCUCACACCCAGGCCUGCUCAGCACCCUGGCACCCCCACUGCAGAGCCCCCGCCACUAUGCCUUUGCCCAGGAAUACGCACCCUUCGGGGACCUCAGUGGAAUGUUAGAGGAGAGGGGCCUCCCAGAGCUCCAACUGAAGCGAGUGGGGGUCCAGUUGGCCAAAGCCCUGGACUUCCUGCAUUCCCGGGGCCUGAUCCAUGCCGAUGUCAAGCCUGACAACAUCCUGGUCUUUGACAGAGCCUGCCACCGAGUGGCCCUGGGGGACUUCGGGCUGACCCGGCCAGAGGGCUGCCCGGCCCCUGCCCCGCCGGGCCCCCUACCCUCGGCACCUCCCGAGCUCUGCCUCCUGCGGCCCCCUGAUACCCUGGCCCUCCGGCCCGAGCUGGACUCCUGGGGCCUAGGAGUCCUCCUCUUCUGUGCCGCCACUGCCUGCUUUCCCUGGUCCGUGGCCCUGGCUCCUGACCCCGAGUUCGAAACGUUUGCUGCCUGGCUGACAGCUCGUCCCCAGCCAGCUUCGCCACCCUAUCCCUGGACCCAGUUCUCUGUGGCUGCGCAGACCCUUCUGCGAGGGCUCCUGGCUCUCGAGCCAGAGAGCAGGAGCCACCCAGCAGCUGUCCUGGACUGGGCUGGGGAGGACUGGCUGGUGGGGGGCGCCAGGGCAGAGGAUGAGGAGGAGGGGGAGGAGGGAAGCAGUGGGGGAGGGGGGGACGAGGAGGCCAGCUUAGAUGAGGCCUCAGAGGAAGAGGAGGGAGCUCAGCAGGGGACAGGACGAUAGGGACAGCCCAGGGGACUCCCUGACCAGGUGGUGAGGCAGGUGGUCUGGGCUACAGCCAAGUUCUCCCCUCACAGGCCGCCCGCCCCCGGACAGGGGCCACCUGGACUGAGGAGACAGCUGGUGUGGGGGGUGAGGGGGGGGAUGAGAGGUGACCUUUCUCACCUCCUUGAAGCCCAGACCCAGGUGCACGGUCCCUUGGCCCUGCCUCACUCAAGAUGGGGCAGAAGAGGGGCUUGGCUCCCCUCCUGUCCUGGGAGGGACUGCUGGGAUUGGAGAC
This is a messenger RNA of Dromiciops gliroides (monito del monte), 1782 nucleotides long. It is a transcript of the gene SBK3, whose product is annotated as SH3 domain binding kinase family member 3. The record is from RefSeq and is a predicted model, not a curated record. NCBI's taxonomy places the organism in Eukaryota, Metazoa, Chordata, Mammalia, Microbiotheria, Microbiotheriidae. Gene Ontology annotation, molecular function: protein serine/threonine kinase activity; ATP binding. The transcript has 4 exons. Bases 447 to 1505 code for a protein of 352 amino acids. Gene Ontology annotation, biological process: protein phosphorylation.